AAUGACUAAAAAGACCAAGAAGGUGGGAAUUACAGGAAAAUAUGGUACUAGAUAUGGUGCAUCAUUAAGAAAAAUAAUAAAGAAAUUUGAAAUCUCAUAACAUUAAAGAUAUUUCAAUACCUUUACUGGAGCUGUAUUAUAAUGAUAUAAUAUAAUUUAGCAUUCAUUAAAGAGAUAGGCUAUUGGUAUAUGGAGAUGUACUCAAACUGGAUUAUAAAUUGCAGGAGGAGCUUGGGAAGUGAAGUAUAAGAAUUAAUGAUUAUUAGUACUCCAGCUGGAUUAUCUGCUAAAUAAGGAAUGCUUAGAAUCAAGAAAUUAAAAGAAGAUGCAGAAGUAGAUAUUAAAGAGGAAAAGAAGGAUUAAAAGAAGUAGUAACCAAAAGAAUAAAAGGAAUAAUCAUAAUCAUAAUAAAUAUAAAAAGGAAAAUCAUAAUAAGGAGGAGAAAAAAAGAAAGCUCAAGGGAAAAAGUAAUAAUGAU
Messenger RNA from Paramecium pentaurelia, 478 nucleotides. Lineage: Eukaryota; Ciliophora; Oligohymenophorea; Peniculida; Parameciidae. The record is from the annotation of a GenBank genome assembly.